Vespula pensylvanica (western yellowjacket) is the source of this 1041-nucleotide messenger RNA. RefSeq lists its product as uncharacterized. NCBI's taxonomy places the organism in Eukaryota, Metazoa, Arthropoda, Insecta, Hymenoptera, Vespidae. The transcript is spliced from 10 exons. Gene Ontology annotation, biological process: sensory perception of taste. The record is from RefSeq and is a predicted model, not a curated record. Bases 1 to 1041 code for a protein of 346 amino acids. Gene Ontology annotation, cellular component: membrane.
AUGGAUGGACAACCAUUUCUUAUACAAAUAUCACUUCGGUUAUACGUUUGUUGUGCUUACACGUCUUAUAUCGUCCCCAUCAUCGCUGGUGUUUUCAGAAGAAAAAAGACAAAGCAAUUUACGUUGCAAAUAGAAAGUUGUAUUCAAAUCAUGGAACAACUAAAUAUUCCAAUAAAUCUGUCUAGAUGUUUUUGGCAACAGUGUUAUAUAAUGUAUAUAAAAAUAAAAUUUAGUCAAUUAAAUGACUUAUUAAAAAGUAUGUUAACGACUACUAUCGAUUCGCCACAACAUAAAAGAAUCAUUCGAAGCAGAAAUAUUAAAAAUAACGAUCCUCUAUUAAAUAAUAUUCGUCGAACGUAUAAAUUGGACGAUGACGCCAUGAAGAUAAAAAAAGCAAGGUGCAUCAAAUCGGAAUUUGAACGAGCAAAUGAAUUGCUUGGCGAUGUUAGCGUGCUACCUAUUUCUUCUAUUGCUUCGGAAUUAUUUGAGCACAAAGAAGCUGGUGGUUCCUUUUCUAUAGAACAAUCUCUUCCCAUCAAUUCGGAAAAAUUAUUUAUUGUUACACCGUUAUUAAGACAAAGGCAAACACAAUUGCAAAUUUCAAGUCACAAAAUAAAUAGAAGUAGAAUGUUGUUACGAACUAUAAGACAAAUUCAUCUGGAACUAUGGAGAGCGUCGAAAAGUUUUAUGGAAGAAAUAAGUGAUACUCAGGGAUUGAUUCUUCAACUUAUUAGAACGCUCUUGUUGUGUUUACAACAUUCAACUAAGAUUUUCGCCGUUAAUUAUUUGUGUGACAAAACAACGAAAGAGGCUGCACAAACCAACGAAAUUAUUCACACAUUUUAUGGGCAAAAUACGGAUUUCGAGAUACAAAAGGAGGUGGAAAUAUUUUCUUUGCAAAUGAUGCAACGUCCUAACGUGUAUUCUGCAUUUGGUUUAUAUAAUCUUAAUUGUAAACACAUUUGUUCGUGUAUCGGCAUCAUAACAACGUACAUGGUUAUCAUGGUACAAGUAACCGAUUCAAUAAAAGGAGGAUCAUAA